Messenger RNA from Homarus americanus (American lobster), 1629 nucleotides. Its product is annotated as transient receptor potential channel pyrexia-like. Gene Ontology annotation, molecular function: protein binding. The record is from RefSeq and is a predicted model, not a curated record. NCBI's taxonomy places the organism in Eukaryota, Metazoa, Arthropoda, Malacostraca, Decapoda, Nephropidae. Gene Ontology annotation, cellular component: nucleus; cytoplasm.
CCGCCGCCACUCCCCUCAGACAACAACGAAGACUUCACUGUGAUCUGUACCAAGACUAACAACUCUAGACAAGAAAACAAAGGUGCACCGGGACCUUAACUCUCUACCAUGAGUACCACGUGAAAAAGUGGUCUUGUUCUCGUGUUGCUCAAGAAACUAGCAGAAGACGAAGGAAAUCGGUGCCCACAAGACUGUUGUUUCGCCCCUGGAGGCUGUACAAGGAUUACACACCCCGCCUGCGAUAAUCUGUGACACCCUUAACUCAGCUUACCGUCCGCCGCGAGGACAGCCGAAACCAUGCCUAUGGAAAUUGUUCACCCUGAUGUGAUCCAGGGCAAUGGAGAGGUGGAAGAAGAGGAGGAACGAGUGACGGAGGGUUCGGGGACAGAGGAAGAGACGGAAGGAAGCAGCAGAAAGCAAGAUGGGAGAAAAGAGAAGCGUAAACCGUCCAUCCAGAGAGAGUUGGCUGACGCUAUCGUACGUCUGGCAUCCAUCGAGGAGUUGAAGAUCUUGCUUAAAUGUGGCGCUAAUGUGAAUGACACAAUAACCCAGGGCCUGACCCCCCUACAUUAUGCAGUGUGGCAGCGUUACCCGGAGGCAGCAGAGUUCCUUAUUGCUGAAGGCUGUGACAUCAACGCCCGGGAUGACAUCGGCUACACAGCGCUGCACCUCUCGGCCGAGCACGGGUACAUAGAGAUGAUGGAGGUCCUCCUCAAACACGAAGCACACGUUAAUUUCAAUAUCCCACCUGAGAUCGAGGAAGACUUUCCCACAGAUGCCUUUGACGAGCCCCUCCGUCUGGCAAUUAAACAUGACCACUUUGAGGCAGCCAAGGUGCUGCUGGAACACGGCGCCAACCCCAACACCCGGUACUUUUUUGGCUCCGAGGUCAACCUGGUCAACCCCCUCAAUACACAGCUCCUCCACCUUUUGCUGUCCUACGGUGCCAACCCCAAUGCCCGUGACCGCCAGGGCUUCACACCCAUGAUGAAGUGUUGUCGUCUGCAGCAGGAUGCAUCAGAUGAGAUGGAGACCCGCCAAAGUAUCUCUGGCGUGGAGGUCCUACAGCACUUCGCCCAGACCCUCAUGGGCUUGGAAGCUGUUCUUCUCCUCAUCUCCUUUGGUGCUGACGUUAACGCCCGCACGGAGGCCCGACAUGACUACAGGAGGGCUUGUCUCUAUUCUGACUCUUCCCACCCACUCCUUAUGAACCCCCUCAACAGGUCGGUGCUCCACUACGCUGUCCUCUCUGGCUCCGUGGCUAUCGUCAACCUCCUCCUGAAGCAGGGGGCGAGGGUCAACUUUGAGCCCGAGUACAACAAGCCAACACCACUCGACCUGGCCAUCCUCAAGGGGGACAUCGAGAUAGUGCGGCUCAUCCUCGAACACAAUCCUGACCUAGAUGCCAGUUCCCCCAUCAUCGGCUCCCCCCUUCACAUGGCCUGUAGUGAGGGCAUACCUAACCGCUUUGAGAUCUUAAAACUGCUGCUGGAGAGAGGCGCAAACCCCAAUCUGGUUAUUGUCGGGGAGGACAAUGCUCCCAUCAAGCCAGCCCUAGGGGAGUACCUCUCCUCCAAUGAAACGCCUGACAUAGAGGUUGUCAAUCUCUUCCUGAGGCACGGUGCUGAG